Apiotrichum porosum is the source of this 2334-nucleotide messenger RNA. RefSeq lists its product as uncharacterized. The record is from RefSeq and is a predicted model, not a curated record. The coding region runs from base 1 to 2334 and encodes 777 amino acids. Gene Ontology annotation, biological process: protein phosphorylation. Gene Ontology annotation, molecular function: protein kinase activity; ATP binding. NCBI's taxonomy places the organism in Eukaryota, Fungi, Basidiomycota, Tremellomycetes, Trichosporonales, Trichosporonaceae. The transcript has 7 exons.
AUGCCGCCUCCAUCCUACCCACACAGACACCUCCUCCUCACCGGUCUCCUCGACGCACAGCCCGCACCUCCAUCACAAGAUGCCUUUGCAGUCAACGGCGAGCUCAACGAACGCGGCUGCAAGCUCGACUCACUCCUCCUCGCAGGAUGGACAGCGUCAGCCCGCAAGGGUAAACAAGUAGACAACGACGUCCUGCAACAUGCCGACAACCUGCGUCUGAAGAAGAAUGACUUUGAGGUCCUCGGUCGCGUUGGGGAAGGCCAGUUUGGAGUGGUCGAUGCCGUGCGCUGCAAACUGGAUGGCAAGGUGUACGCCAUGAAGAGUAUUGAAAAGAGCAUGGUUCUCCGUGCCGGUGGUCAACUGAGCCUCGCGCAUGAGCGUCAUGUACACAAGCUGGCCGCACCUUCCUCUCCGGCUCCGGUAUUUACCGCUUCCUUUCAGUCCCCUACCGCACUGCACCUCGUGAGCGCGUUCGCCCCGUGUGGUUCACUGUGGGACCGUUUGUGUGAAAUGCUCCCUGUCCCCGGUCUCGACACUGGCAGGAUGGAGGAAGACGAGAUUGCGUGGUGGUCGCGCCAGAUGGUUGGCGCCAUUUCGUGGAUCCAUGGUGUUGGCUACACCCACCGUGACAUCAAGCCCCACAACUUUCUCCUUCUCCCCGACGCCCGUCUCUGGCUCACCGACUUUGGCUCCGCUGCGCCGUUGUCCAACGGAGCCGUUCCUCGCCGCUACUGCAUGUUACCCGCGGGUACCCCAGACUAUGUGGCACCUGAAAUCUUGCGCUUUGCCGAAGACGCAAUGAUUGAGGCUGCUCAGAGUGACCACGAGGACUCGGACGGCGAACAUACGAUCCGACAAGGUGACGUCGACCCUCCUGGUUACGGUCCAGAUGUCGACUGGUGGUCCCUCGGAGCUACGCUAUACGAGAUGGGCGUUGGUCGUGCGCCGUUCUUCGCUCCUUCCAUUGGCGGUACAUAUGACCGGAUUAUGCGCUGUGACAUGCGCAUGCCUGACAGCCUGUCGCCUCAGCUAAAGAGUCUUCUCUCGGGCCUUCUCAGCCCACGCGAUGUGCGUUUGGGUCACUGUGACGCCAACGAGAUUCGCAGGCACUCGUUUUUCCGCGGGGUCGACUGGUCGAAACACGGAACGCCACCUCCCGGCAUCGUCUCGCAGUCCAUCGACCUCGACACGCUGACCGACGCGUUUGACCACAAGUUGAACGACGACGUGGACGAAGUGACGUUUGAGCACUUUUUCGACAACACGACCAUGGGUUUCACGACAACAAUGUCGUCGUCCCUGUCCAUGGCUGCGGUCGCUGUCCCACCGUCAACCUGGGCCCGCUGGGUCGGUUGGUCUUGGGAACCUCCUUCCGAUUUCUUUGGAACAGAGCCCCCCAAACCUGCCGUUUCACCAAACAUGACCAUAAAGCCACUCCCUUUGCGCCAACAGUCGGCCCCACCGCUACUCACGCCCAUGCGUGCAGGCUCAUACGCAUCUCCACAGACCGUCCCACGCACGGCACCACGCUCAGUCCCUCGCACUCGCCCCGUGUCCGAGCGCCAGGCGUUUGCCGAGCUCGUGAAAUGUGUUCAAGCCAGUGCCAGAAAGAAGCUCCAGUCGGCUAUCAAAAUGCCAGGCUCGGCAUCCACUGUGUCGUCUUUGGCGUCUACAGCGCCUACCUGGCGCAAAGAACAGCCGCCUACGCCGACACCAAUGUCUCGCGACGUCACGGUCUUGCUACUGGCCUCUCGCGUUCCGAGUAAAGGAAACAGUAGCGAAGAAGGAGGCCGUCCACCUCGUUCACUAUCGCGCACAUCGUCUCUUCAGACUCUCCGCGAGGACCCACCACCUCGCCCGCUGUCCCGAAACUCGGCUCGCAGUCGAGACGAUAUCCCCACUCGCCCUCGAUCGCAGACGUCCACGCGGAGCAGCAAAGACGAGACCUCGUCAUUCCUCUCGAGGCUUGUGGCCGUCGAGAAUAUGCCACAGGCCCGUUCAGUGUCCCGCUCCUCCAGCCGCAGCACCGAGAGCUAUACCGCGUCUGCUCCUACCCGUCCUCCUGCUGCCACGAGCAACGCCGGCACGAUGCCCAGCGACAAGUCUGCCCCGCGCACAGAGUACAGGCCGACAGAGUAUAAGCCCGUCGAAAACAGGCCGCCUCCUCGCAUCGCGGCAGAACGUCUCGUCCCGCCGCGGGAUCCGGGCACGGGCAAGGGCGGCGACCGUAUGGCGUCCAUGCGAGUGUGGCACGAGUCUCUGCAAGAUGGUCUUUCGAGCCUGGAAUGUCGCUUAGCGGACAUGACCGCCCGCCUCAGCAACACGCAAAUGUAA